Orycteropus afer afer is the source of this 4287-nucleotide messenger RNA. RefSeq names its product spalt like transcription factor 3 (gene SALL3). Gene Ontology annotation, biological process: regulation of transcription by RNA polymerase II. The record is from RefSeq and is a predicted model, not a curated record. The transcript is spliced from 4 exons. Gene Ontology annotation, molecular function: RNA polymerase II cis-regulatory region sequence-specific DNA binding; DNA-binding transcription factor activity, RNA polymerase II-specific. Bases 1 to 4287 code for a protein of 1428 amino acids. Lineage: Eukaryota; Metazoa; Chordata; Mammalia; Tubulidentata; Orycteropodidae. Gene Ontology annotation, cellular component: nucleus.
AUGGAACCCGAAUGUGACAAUUCACAGCCAAACAAGCACCGGGCUCGGCUUUUCCGUACAGGGGCCGCAGUGCUUCCCACCCGGAGCCUGACAAACAUCACCGUCACUGCAAAACCUGUGCCCUUCUGCACAGCCGCUCGUGAGCACUGUAACUGCGUCUUCGCAGCCCUGGCAGCUACGGGCCCCACUGCACUGCCAGACUCCGAAAAUGCUGCCAACUCUGUUCUCCGUGAGCGGCGUACCCCUGCCACACCACCACGGGCUCGGCCAGCCAAGCAGCCAAGGUGGGAAUUAGAACUGCUCAUUAAACACGCUGUUCGGCACAAGAGGGCCCAGGAGUCAGAGGCAGCGCCUGCCUGCACUGCCGCCCCGGGGGAAGGCGCCGAUGACGGCGACAGUGGGAACGAGAGCCGGAGCGGGAGCGAGGAGACCAGCGUGUGUGAGAAGUGCUGCGCCGAGUUCUUCAAGUGGACCGACUUCCUGGCGCACAAGAAGAGCUGCACCAAGAACCCACUGGUGCUGAUCGUGCACGAAGAUGAGCCAGCGCCGCCCGCCGAGGACUUUCCAGAACCUUCUCCCGCCAGCUCUCCCAGCGAGCCGGCCGAGAGCGAGGCCGCUGAAGAGGCCGCCCCGGCCGAGGCUGAGGGUGGCGAGCUGAAGGCCGCGGAGAAAGACAACGAGCCCAUGGACGUGGAGAGCCCUGGGGACAAAGGCUACCCGAGCCAGGGUGCGGUGGCCACUGCCAAGGACCCGCCAGCCCAGGGCCCCGAGCCCACGGCCACGGCCAGCUACAGCAUGCCCAGCACCAACGUGACCCUCGAGACCUUGCUGAGCACCAAGGUGGCUGUGGCCCAGUUCUCGCAGAGUGCGCGGGCGGCGGGCGGCGCGGGCCCGGCCGGCGGGGUCUCGGCCGUGGCCAUCCCCACGAUCCUCGAGCAGCUGGUGGCCCUGCAGCAACAGCAGAUCCAGCAGCUGCAGCUGAUCGAGCAGAUACGCAGCCAGGUGGCCAUGAUGAGCCGCCAACCAGUGCGGCCAGCCCGGAAUCCCACCGCAGCCGCGGCCGCCCCGAGCGCACCUGGGCCAGCCGCCAGCCAGCUGCAGGGCUUUGCCACACACCCUGCCCUCCAGCUCUCGGCCGUGGUGCCCCCUGCCACCACAGUGCCCACCCCCAGUGGCCCGCCGGCCACCUUCGAGGGGCCUCCGCUCCUCUCGCAGCCGGUGGCCGGGCCCAGCACCCCUGGCAUCCCCGGCAGCAGCCCCGUGGUGCCCUCGGAGCCCAGUGGCCCUGCAUCUUCCAGCACGGCCCCCACCUCAGUGACCCCUGCCUUGGUCCCCAGCACCGCCAGCAGCUCGUCCCGGCCGCAGAAUGCCCCGACGCCCCCCACUCUGGGCCCCGGGGCACUCCUGCCCCAAGCACCCAGUCUGCCAAACCCACUUCUACCUCAGACCUCCUCGAGCAGCGUCAUCUUCCCCAACCCACUGGUCAGCAUCGCGGCCACAGCCAACGCACUGGACCCCCUGGCGGCCCUCAUGAAACACCGCAAAGGGAAGCCGCCCAACGUGUCCGUGUUUGAGCCCAAGGCGAGCACCGAGGACCCCUUCUUCAAGCACAAGUGCAGGUUCUGUGCCAAGGUCUUUGGCAGCGACAGCGCCCUGCAGAUCCACCUGCGCUCACACACCGGGGAGCGGCCCUUCAAGUGCAACGUCUGUGGCAACCGCUUCUCCACCAAAGGCAACCUGAAGGUCCACUUCCAGAGGCACAAGGAGAAGUACCCCCACAUCCAGAUGAACCCCUACCCUGUGCCCGAGUACCUGGACAACGUGCCCACCUGCUCCGGCAUCCCCUACGGCAUGUCCCUGCCUCCUGAAAAGCCCGUGACCACUUGGCUGGACAGCAAGCCGGUGCUGCCGACGGUGCCCACGUCCCUGGGGCUGCAGCUCCCACCCACCGUGCCCGGCUUCACUGACUCGCCCAGCCUCACGCCGGUGAGCCGCUCCCCACAGAGACCCUCGCCCGCCUCCAGCGAGUGCACCUCCCUGUCCCCCGGCCUCAACAACUCUGAGUCCGGCGGCACAGUGGCAGCCGAGUCCCCACAGCCAGGCCUCAGCAUGGCCUCUCUGACCAAAACCGAGCCCCUCAGCCUGCCACCCCCAAAUGCCAGGGCCGGGGACCCCCCCGCCGGUGGGCAGGCCGUCCCCACACCCAUGCCCGUGGCCACCACAACCGCUGACGGCAGCGUGUCCUCGAGCCUGUCCAACCCAGUGCUUCCGGCCAUGUCGGACCAGUUCAAGGCGAAGUUCCCGUUUGGCGGCCUGCUGGACUCUAUGCAAACAUCGGAGACCUCAAAGCUCCAGCAGCUGGUGGAGAACAUAGACAAGAAGAUGACAGACCCCAACCAGUGUGUCAUCUGCCACCGGGUGCUGAGCUGUCAGAGUGCCCUCAAGAUGCACUACCGGACGCACACCGGGGAGCGGCCCUUCAAGUGCAAGAUCUGCGGCCGUGCCUUCACCACCAAGGGCAACCUGAAGACGCACUUCGGCGUGCACCGGGCCAAGCCGCCGCUCAGGGUGCAGCACUCCUGCCCCAUCUGCCAGAAGAAGUUCACCAACGCUGUGGUGCUGCAGCAGCAUAUCCGUAUGCACAUGGGGGGCCAGAUCCCCAACACCCCCCUGCCCGAGGCCUUCCAGGAGGCCAUGGACGCCGAGCCCCUCUAUGACGACAAGAGCGCGGACGCCCUGAGCAGCUACGACGACGACAUGGACGAGAACUCCCUGGAGGAGGACCCCGAGCUGAAGGAGCCGGCGGGCGACACAGCCAAGCCCCUCCUGGCCUUCCCUGGCUCCUGCCCGCCCUCCCCGCCCCCAGUCAUCUCCAGCAUCGCCGCCCUGGAGAACCAGAUGAAGAUGAUCGACUCUGUCAUGAGCUGCCAGCAGCUGACUGGCCUCAAGGCCCUGGAGAACGGGUCUGGGGAGAGCGACCGUCUGAGCAACGACUCCUCGUCGGCCGUGGGCGACCUGGAGAGCCAGAGUGCGGGCAGCCCGGCCACUUCCGAGUCAUCGUCCUCCAUGCAGGCCCUGUCCCCGACCCACAGCAAUGGUGAGAGCUUCCGGUCCAAGUCCCCUGGCCUCAGCAACCAGGAGGAGCCCCCAGAGAUACCGCUGAAGACGGAAAAGCCGGACAGCCCUGCCCUGGCGGCCGAGAACGGCGGUGCCCUGGACCUGAGGGCGGCCACCCCGGGCCGGCCGGUGGUCAAGGAGGAGGCCCCCUUUAGCCUGCUGUUCCUGAGCAGAGAACGGGGUAAGUGUAAAAGCACCGUGUGUAGCCUCUGUGGCAAGCCCUUCGCUUGCAGGAGCGCUUUGGACAUUCACUACCGUAGCCACACUAAGGAGCGGCCCUUCGUCUGCUCCGCCUGCAGCCGAGGGUGCUCCACUAUGGGUAAUUUGAAACAGCACUUGCUGACACACACAUUACGAGAGCUGCCUUCUCAGUUAUCUGACCCCGACUUUGCUCUAGGUCCCAGCCAAAGCUCUCCUAGCCUGGUUGCCAGCACCGCGCCCACCAUGAUCAGAAUGGAAGUGAAUGGCCACAGCAAGCCGGGCUCGCUGGGCGAGGGCCCCCCGCUGCCGGCCGGAAUCCAGGCCCCCGUGGGGCCACAGACAGUGAUGAGCCCUGGCGUCACUCCCCUGCUGGCCCCUCCACCACGCCGGACCCCCAAGCAGCACAACUGUCAGUCAUGUGGGAAGACCUUCUCCUCAGCCAGCGCUCUGCAGAUCCACGAGCGCACCCACACGGGGGAGAAGCCCUUUGGCUGCACGAUCUGUGGUAGAGCAUUCACCACCAAGGGGAACCUUAAGGUUCACAUGGGGACUCACAUGUGGAAUAAUGCCCCUGCCAGACGAGGCCGCCGGCUCUCAGUGGAAAACCCCAUGGCUCUGUUAGGGGGAGAUGCCCUCAAGUUUUCUGAAAUGUUCCAGAAGGAUCUGGCAGCUCGAGCCAUGAAUGUGGACCCCAGCUUUUGGAACCAGUAUGCUGCAGCCAUCACGAAUGGCCUUGCCAUGAAGAACAAUGAGAUCUCUGUCAUACAGAACGGGGGUGUCCCCCAGCUCCCUGUCAGCCUUGGUGGCAGCGCCAUCCCCCCUCUGGGCAGCCUCGGUAGUGGGAUGGACAAGGCACGCAGUGGCAGCAGCCCCCCCACUGUCAGCUUGGACAAAGCGAGCUCGGAGACAGGGGCCAGCCGCCCAUUCACGAGGUUCGUUGAGGACAACAAGGAGAUCGGUAUAAACUAG